UGGUCGUGAAAAGUGGUGUAAUUUCUAAUGUUACAAUAGUUCUGUAAUACUAUCUUGGUGCAAAAGUAUAGACGAAUGCCAUCGCUCGCGGAAUAAUGGACGACGGAUGUCGCAUUCUGGAUGCCUGUAAACCUGUGCUACAUUCUGGUGGGGUGAGAAUUAAAUCCUGAGCCCCAGGCUCUUCACUGUGUAGACUAGAAAUCUGUGUUAAAGACACCAGGCAGUUGUAGAACGGGAGAGCAACCACGUGCGUACAGAAUAACACACUGUGUAGCACAUCUCAUGGACACAAGCGUAACAUGUAGAGCGGAUUAUUUCACCUGGACAAACAAGGGCAUGUCGAGGGAGUAUUUUAGAUUGGUGGGAAAGAUGACAAAAUCACAUUCCACUUGUGAAAAAUGAAGACACUGGGUUGAAACGAAUACAAGGGGAGAAGUUUCAAUUCAUGGGCGGAGACAUUUACAAGUACUUCGAGUGCUGACAACUGUUUUGUGAGAACAUCUCCUUGUGUUUGUGACUUUCCGUGCAAGAGACGUAUCAUCUGCGAACCUGGGAACCAUCUUGUCUUCAUAUUGUACACAACCUAUCAUCACUCAUCUCAUAGUUUGACUGUGCCUUCUGUUGUUCUAACUUCGUCAGACAAAUAUUAAGCAGAUAAGCAACCUCUUUGACGACAGUUCACAAAGCUGUGCAUUCGAGAAGUGGAUUUCGCGAAUUCUUGUGCUUGGAUAAAGGAACGUCACUUACACUGCAUUAUAUCUUGGUACGUUAAAUGUAAAGCCUCUGGAAGAAUAUCAGUUUUAUUUCCUGGCAUACAUGUGACGUAUUAAACAAGUCCAGGAACGAGUUUUCAAAGUCAUAUUAAGGUUUCUUUGACACGAACACACACUGUGAUGUCAUCUCAGGCUAUGAUAAGCGGAUGUUGGUACAUACUUCCAACACUUCUCUUGGCACUUCCGGUUUUCAGUCAGACGGGACGUUCGUACCGACCACGUGACCACAUUACUGUGUGGUCCGCCUGGUCAUGGUGGUCUGACUGUUCGCGGACAUGUGGUCAGGGGGUCAGUAGGCGAUCACGUGACUGUCUGCUGUGGACAGGGGAGAAGUACCUCCACACGGUGCUCACAUACUGCAAGGGGCGGAGUCUGGAGUACAGGCUGUGUACCGAUAAGGACUGUUCUCCUCGAGACGUCGAUUUCAGAGCGUACCAGUGUUCGCUUAACAACGGUCGUCAUUUCCUGCUGGGGACAUCCUAUAUUUGGAAGCCCAUCGUAAGCGCCGACAAUCCUUGUGACCUGACUUGUAAAGCGGAGGGAUAUACGCUUAAACAGAGUUUCGGUUAUGCCAGAGACGGAACACCCUGUUCCGAUGACCACAGAUCAGUAUGUGCUGGUGGAAAUUGUCGAACUGUGGGCUGUGACAACAAACUGGGAUCCGGCUUGACAUUUGACAACUGCCGAGUUUGUGGAGGAAACAACAGCUCCUGUGCACAUGUCAGGAAGUCCGUAUUGCCUCUGAAAUCUCGACAGUCUGAUUUUCUGGGUUAUUACUAUAUAGGCCAGAUACCCGCAGAGUCCACCAACAUCGAGAUCAGAGAAACCAGCCGAAAUUACGUAGCUCUUUUGGACUCUAAGGGUACUUUCUUGUUGAAUGGGAACAGUGUGGCUGACAAAUUUCUUAGAGCAGAGGCCGCUGGCUCGGAGCUGACGUAUUCUCGUCACCUUGACAACCAGGGAGAGGUUAUCCAUAUUACAGGGCCAACUUCAGAUCCUAUAUUCUUACUGAUAAAGUACAAAGGGGAAAAUGAAACUGUGAAAUACACGUAUUAUACAACAGAUUUGCGGCGCGGGACGCCAGGGCACAAGAAUUAUGUACCGGAAGAACCGAUCGUCAGAGCAACAAAGUCUGCGCCAAUCAAAAACCAGCUUCGCAGUUUUGCAGGAAUAAAUGGACAUGCGCUGUCAGAUAGCAACACUGUUAAGAGCUUUCAAGAUGCGGGAUCCAAAAUUGAGAAGAAAAGAAAAGUUAAGACAGACAAACAGAAGAGAAAGGAAGCCAGGGAGGCGAAACUUUUGCAAAAACUGAAGGCCAAGGAAGAGAGAAAGAAAGCCAAAGAAAAACCAGCAUUUUGUAAGCCUUGUCACAGACCACAUGACAGGAAUAAACAGUUCUGCUCUAGUGCCUUCGUAAGUCGUGUACAAGUGACGGACUAUUACCACACUAAGAACGAGACCCGUUAUGACGUCCGCAUCAUUAAGUCGUACAAGAACGAUAUCCCACUACUAUCCAGGGAGUACGUAUGGGUGCCAUACAAAUGCCGCUGCCCUAAGCUGAAGAUAGGCAAGGAAUAUGUUAUCAUGGGACGGACAAGCAUUGUCAAGGAAAGACAACUGCGUCUUACCAUAGACUACAAAAGUUACGUAAGGAACUACAACCAGAAAAUCGACAACAAACUGGAAUAUUUUCGCAAGAAGAAGAAAUGCCAGAAAAGAAAAUGGAAGAACCCAUGACAGGAACGUCUGUUGAAAACGGUUGAACGAUUUUUUGCCCUGAUGUGCAACAGUAUUUUUUCAGUGUGACUCACGUGGUCGGGUUCGUACAUGUACAUGUAUAUUUAGGAAGUAUGAGACUUUGGUGGGACUCACGAGCGUGUUGAAUGAGUGUUUGUGUAGCUUCUGGAGUGAGUGGGUAGGAAAUAUGAGUCCGACAAAGUACAUGGAUGUACAAAGAAGUUAAAAGGUCGUUGUGACAUCGUUCUGCCAUCCUGUAGUAGUUUGACAAACAUAUACCUGCACAGAAUUAAUGCUGUUUUGUGACGGAAGACCUUAACUCAACCAAGUCAAGUGAACCGAGAUUCCGUUAUUCCAACAAGAGGUGCUAAACCUUGAUACUGCAAAAAUUAUGAGCCCAAAAAGGCAAUAAGAGUCUUACGCCAGAUGGUCAGUGUUGAAAGACACAGUUGAUAUUGAUUUAUUUAUUUCUUUGAUGCUUAAUGCCGUAGUGAAGAAUAUUUUACUAACACGAUGGCGGCCAACAUUAUGUUGGCAGGAAUUCAGACGGAGCCCGAAGGAAACCCACAACCAUUCAUAAGUUGUUGGCAAACCGCCCCAUAAACGACCGUAGAGGAAGCCAUCAUGUAAUCGAUAUUGAUGUUGGAGUGUUAAAGGGAUACGUAAUCGAUGCUGAUUGGCUUAUAGCGGAGAUAGGAUUUUCCGGGUUAAAUUCACUAGUUUUGGUCAUGCCUGAAUAAAGGUGACAUAUCUAAUAUUCAGCUUAGCCUUGGCAUAGUCAAUCUAUCUAGUCUAGUCUAUCUCUUAGGCCAGCCAAUCAGAUCAGCAACGGUUCUGUAUGCCCUUUAAGAAACGGUCCACGAUUGCGACAAGGUUAGCUGUACGAUUUUUUAGGAGAAAGUCACUGCCAUAAUUUCACUGCCAUAAUGCAUUUGUUAUACCCCCCAGUAUUCUUUGAUGUGGGAUAUUUUCUAUUUGGAAAUAUUGACCAUCGCCUAUAACCCUAACGAGAGAUCCGUUUGAAAUAUUUAUACACCAGUCAUGUCUUUAUAUAUGGUAUGUAUAUCGUUCUUGAGUUGAGUUUUAUAGUAUAGUAAGAAACCCAUGUAUUUCAUGUACAGUAGAGUCUUGAAGCUUGUCGUAUUCUUUGAUAUAUAGGACAUUUGUUAGCAUAAUAGUUUUCAGAUAUUGGUUUGCCAGUGGCAACAUUUUUAAACAGGAAUAAUGGUACAUGUAUAUUGUCCAAUAUAUUGGACGCACAGAGAAUUUUUUUCAUUUGGCACAACCAGUUUUUUCGAAUUCUGACACAACUGUAACAAACUGGCGGAAAGAACCAGAUUUCAUUUUUCAGUGGAUAUAACCUUUGAUAUAUGGAUAAACUCAGGACAAUUUCUUGGACAUUUAUCACAGUUCCUGCUAGAAGAGUUGGUUUUACAGGACAGUGUGAAAUGCCCUAAUGUGUGUAGUGCCAUGCAUACGGUUGCCCUAACCCAACGGUCAUCUGGAAAUGGAGGUGAAACACGCUGUAAUCAUUUACCUAGACUUUGUAGCACGCUGUGUGAUUUCUGUAACAGAUCAGGAGUUUCCUCUACCUUAUUGCUUACACUCUUUUUAUGAAAUCUUCGAGAUGUUGUGAAAGU
This is a messenger RNA of Liolophura sinensis, 4150 nucleotides long. Its product is annotated as ADAMTS-like protein 5. Gene Ontology annotation, biological process: extracellular matrix organization; proteolysis. Gene Ontology annotation, cellular component: extracellular matrix. Gene Ontology annotation, molecular function: metalloendopeptidase activity; protein binding. Lineage: Eukaryota; Metazoa; Mollusca; Polyplacophora; Chitonida; Chitonidae. The coding region runs from base 894 to 2510 and encodes 538 amino acids. The transcript is spliced from 12 exons. The record is from RefSeq and is a predicted model, not a curated record.